UUCAUCUUUGGUUAUGUCUCUGCAAGUCGCUCGAUAUUUAACCUCCUGAGGAAGCGUAUAUAAGAAUUACCUUCCAAACGUCCGCGAUUUUCGAUUUUCUCGCUUUCACGGAAUCUUGUGUACAUCGUUAUCUUCCUAUGUGGCGUCUCGAGCGCAACCUUUGAAGAAUUCACUUCUCUUGGUUUCGUUAUUCGGAUUUGAAGCCCUGCGAUCCGUUUCGAAGGAUUUCGGUCCUGCAAUUUGGAGAAGAAAAUUGAAAUAUAUUUGAUUUGAUCCAGAGGUUUUUGCGGUUGGUGGAGUUUAUGGGCGAGUGGGUAUGGGAUUUCUUAAUGAUGAAGUCAAAUAUUGGUGUUUAAAUUUUCAGGUACCAUAGAAGAAGUUGCUUGAUCAUUCUUGGAUCUUCUAGUGGAUGCUUGUGUUCCUUGACCACAUUUUCAAAGUGAAGCCAUUGAAGUUGCAAUUUAGGAUUUUAUCAAAUUGUCUGUUGGAGAAAACAACUAUUGCAUUGAAAGUUUUGUAAAAAGCCAAUGAUUUCACACGAGCCAGAUCCUGAUGUUGUUCGAUGGGGUCUCCACCAUCUUGUUGGUGAUUAUUUAUUUCCCAACUCUGUGUAUUUUGGAACUGUCACUCAACAUGAUUCGGACUACUAUGAUGGGCAGUAUGGCAGAGAAAGUCAUUAUGACAUAGAAAUAGAGUGUAGCAAUGUAGAGAAUGAUGAGGUUAUUGCACAUGCUCUUCAAGAAGAAUUGUCACAACUUGCCAUUGCAGAAGCAUCUGGAUCUACAAAUGCGGAAGAAGAACAUUUGCAAGCAUCAAUUCUUGCACAAGAUUGGCUUGGACCAUCCGUGAGAAAUUACAAUUCUGGGCAUGAAAGUGGCCAUGAAGAUACAGAUGGUGUUGGGGCCUCUAGUUCAUGUUCUAGCCCUGAUGAAAGAGCAUAUAAUGAGGAGUGCCCAUAUUCACUAGAGUUAACAGAUGAGUAUGCACUUGAUGGAGAACUGGGGAAGAGGUUAAACCAGAUGGUUCCUAUUCCUCAUGUUCCUAGAAUUAAUGGAGAAAUACCUUCUGUUGAUGAAGCAACUUCAGAUCAUCAAAGGCUGCUGGACAGAUUGCAGUUAUAUGAUUUGGUUGAGCUCAAGGUUCAAGGAGAUGGCAACUGCCAGUUUCGUGCCUUAUCAGAUCAAUUCUAUCGCACUCCUGAGCACCACCAGUUUGUUAGACAAGAAGUUGUUCAUCAGCUCAAGUCUCACUGGGAGAUGUAUGAAGGAUAUGUUCCUAUGGCCUAUGGUGACUAUUUGAAGAAGAUGUCCCAGACUGGUGAAUGGGGUGAUCAUCUCACAUUACAGGCUGCUGCAGAUUCGUAUGGCGUUAAAAUAUUUGUCAUAACAUCCUUCAGGGACACAUGUUAUAUUGAGAUACUUCCAACCAUUGUGAAGUCAAAAAGAGUUAUUUUCUUGAGCUUUUGGGCAGAGGUGCACUACAACUCCAUAUAUCCAGAAGGAGAUGUGCCUGUAUUCGAGACUAAGAAGAAGAAAAGGGUGAAUUUUCUGGAGCAGAUGCAGUCUGACUGUUCUGUAAUGUGACGGAUCAGGCACACAACUAAUUUGCUUGCUGACCACUAUUCUGCGGUUUGGCUGUCUUGCUUUGUACAUGUCACCUCCUUGUAGACUACUAUACUUUAUUUUUUCUAUAUUCUUUUUAAUGUAAAACUCUUAUCUAUCUGGUUUCUAGUGCAAUUAUCAAUUUUUUCCCGCCCUUUGUGAGAAUGUUACCUCA
Nelumbo nucifera (sacred lotus) is the source of this 1776-nucleotide messenger RNA. Its product is annotated as OVARIAN TUMOR DOMAIN-containing deubiquitinating enzyme 12-like. The record is from RefSeq and is a predicted model, not a curated record. Gene Ontology annotation, biological process: protein deubiquitination. NCBI's taxonomy places the organism in Eukaryota, Viridiplantae, Streptophyta, Magnoliopsida, Proteales, Nelumbonaceae. Gene Ontology annotation, molecular function: cysteine-type deubiquitinase activity.